Molecule: messenger RNA, 2033 nt
Organism: Engraulis encrasicolus (European anchovy)
Lineage: Eukaryota; Metazoa; Chordata; Actinopteri; Clupeiformes; Engraulidae
Exons: 7
Coding region: 111-1262 (383 amino acids)
Cellular component (GO): plasma membrane
Molecular function (GO): transmembrane signaling receptor activity
Source: RefSeq, a predicted model, not a curated record
GAGAGAGAGAGAGUAUAUGAAAAGUAGAAGGAGUAAAAAGAAAGGCUGAUCAAACAGGGAAGGUUUAGGACCAACAGAAGACUUUCAUAUAGCCGGGCAAAUGCUUGAAAAUGAGGACUGCUGCCAUUGCCUCCCUGCUACUGAUCCUGGCUGCUGAGGCCACUUGUGAAAUACAAGUUAAGAGCUUUUUGGGUGGUGGAUUACUCGUAAAAUGCAAAUUUGAUGACAAAUACAAAAAUCACAUAAAGUACUUCUGCAAGGCUGAAGACAAGACCACCUGUCCCUUCGAAAGAUAUGGUAAGGCAGUGGAUGAACGAUAUACAGAGAGGAAUGUCAGAGAUGAUGGCUACUACAUUGUGGUGAUCAAGCAACUGACACUCAGUGACGCUACAAAUUAUGGAUGUGCUGUUGAAAAUGAAGAGGAUGCUUACAUUAAAGUGACCAUUACCAUAAAAGAAGGUGAAUGCUGCCAAGGGCCUCUGACCAUACCAGCAGCUGUGGGGCAGCCUGUAGACAUCCCAUGCAAGUACCCAAGAGAAUCGAGAGACAACGGCAAGGUUUUCUGUACACAGGACAUUAUUAGUGUCACCUGUUACGGCCUGUCUGAGUCUCGGACGAGGUUCUCAAUGACGGAUGACAAUCACAGACUGACUUUCAUGGUGCACAUAAACAAUGUGACCAGUAGGGACCUUCAGAAGACGGUGUUCUGGUGUGGCGUCAGGACAGGAGGCAACACUGGUAGUGUGGCACUCCUCACAGAAGUCCACCUUAAAGAGCAAGACACAGACACAUCGUCCCCAUCUCCACCAGAGCUGCCGUUGAUAAUGGGAGUGUGCCUUACCCUGUUUGUGUUGCUGGUGGCAAUUGCUGUCUUCCUAUUUGCCAAACGCCAGCAUAGAAGAACAUCAAGGCACGCUGCGGGGUCAUACAGCCCUGCCUCAAAGACAUCUGCAAACAAGAUUAAGCCUGCAGACCGACCUGUGGCCUCUGGCGAGGGGGAGUAUGAGGAGAUCAAGGACACCGCCCGACCUCCUCAGCCGUCGACGCCGCACACCGUGACCUUCACAGAUGACCCCGCUGACCUCCAAAACGAUUUCAGGGAGCCUGAUAACCUCUGCGCAGAUGGCCCCGCCUACGCCGCCGUGCAAUUCGUCAAGAAUCCUGCAGGACAAGAACGAACCAAUGAGAGCUCUUCUGCCGAGCUGCAGGGGGAGGAGCAAGCGUGUGAAUAUGCCUCUGUCAAAUACAUUGAAGCCGAGUGACAAUGACAACCACAAUGCACUGAGACACACACACACAAAUACACAAAUUAUGACCAGGGCAAGGGGACUGAAAUUAUAUACCACCAUUCAAAAUGUCACACACAAUUAUUCUCUCUCUCUCUCAGCACCUGUGUUUUCAAGAAGACUUGGAUCCUCACAGCGCUUCCGUUCUCCUUUUACCUGAGCCAUAAAGUUAUAUAUUCAUUGGCUCACAUUCCCUGGGGUGAGGGAAGCAUUUUUGAUGGCUCGGUCUGCCGGAGAAGAAAUUUCCAUAAAGUGUCGAGGAUGGAAUAGGUGGGACCAGACUAGUAAAAUGGUCAGUGUCAGCUAAGUACAAUGUAAAGUAAAAUUGACUUUGAAACGAAGUCCUCCAUUUCAGAAACUCAACUGGAGAUUUUUUGUUUGUUGUUGUUAAUUUUGUUAUUAUUACAUUUUAGUGUAAUUGUUAUUUGCCUACACAGUGAAGUGUGUGUGUGUGUGUGUGUGUGUGUGUGUGUGUGUGUGUGUGUGUGUGUGUUCAUGAUUUAUUUUGUUAGCCCGCAAGGGUGACAACCACUUAACAGCUUCUUGGCUGCAAAUGAAGAGUUGCUUUUCUGCACACACAAGGCCUGUACAUAAAUAAACAAAGGAAUUACAAUAUAAAAGUAUAAUUGGCUUGCAGAUGUUAUUUAGAUGUUGUCAUUUUGCCAUGGCGUAAAUAAAUUAACCACUUUUGUCUUUUGUUAUUGUGAUGGCGCCAUCUUUUACCUCACCUGUGUAAAUUUUCAAGUU